AUGGAACAUACGCCAAUUCCCUCUGAUUGGUCGCCGUAUUUUAAACGGUUAUUUUUGGUGUUUCAUGAAAUAAACAAGCAUGCCACUUUCUUUGCUUCCCAUUCACGUAGUAUCAUUCCUUCAGUGCAAUUAUUCCAGAAAUUGAACAAGACGAUAACAACUACAGAUUUAGCAACCAUUAAGUUCUUGUUUCCAGAAGAUGAAAUCUUUUUCGAUUACGUGGAUGAAAACCAAAUUAUGGUUUCAUUUGUGGAGGAGGUGAAAUUUGGCAAAAAAGGAUAUGACCAAACACCUGUGGCCGACAAGUUUGAGGAUGAUAACCAGCAGCAAUCGAAACAGAUCCUCAUCUUUGAUUUUCAGGACGUGAAAAUACACGGAAUAGGGAAAAUGGUAAAAGGUAGAAAGAGAAUGAAAGUGGAUACCAAGCCAAAGGAAUUCGAGACUUCUACCAGACAGGGCUUCUUCCUCAAUAGCACUAAUUGUGCCUUGAAGCCAUUAGAUAGAGAUAACUUAACUAAAAUAAUUCAAGGGAGAGAUAGUCGAUUUAAGCAAUUAAUCUUAAAUUUUAUUAAGGAUUUCGAUGAUAUAGAACGAGCUGAGGAAGUUUUGUCAAAGGGUGCCUUGAAGUUGAUUCCGGAGAAACCAGUUUUAGACGAUUUAGUGAAGGUGCUAGAAGGUAGGGAAGACGUUGUUGCUCAAGACAAUACCUCCUACACAGCUGAUGAAAUGAUUGAAACGUUGAAGAAAUCCAGAGCAUACGCUGACCAGAUAGUGUCGGUUCAUAAGUUAAAUGGCACCCAACCACCACAAUUUCAAGCGUUAUCAAGUGCCAUAUCUAACAGUCUUCACCUGGAACUAAGAGAUGCAUUGUUAGCGGCAAAGGAGAUCUCCAUAGAUGGUGGCCUUUACACCCACCAAGCGCAAGCAUUAGAGUCGCUCUUGGAUGACUCUAGCGAUGCACAUCUAAUAGUUAGCACUCUGACGGCAUCAGGAAAAUCGCUUAUAUACCAACUACCAGUACUCAAUUCUAUUUUGUGGGAUAUAACUAAUGGUUUGAAAGGAAGACAUACAACGGCAUUAUUUAUUUUUCCAACCAAAGCUCUAGCCCAAGAUCAAAUUAAACAAUUUCAGUUAUUUUUAAACCGUCUACCGAGCAACUCUCGACGGCCUAUAGUUAUCAACACUUAUGAUGGCGAUACGCCUUUUACUGAAAGAGUCAAAAUACAGCAUGAAUCGGACAUACUUUUCACAAACCCUGACACUAUUCAUGCCUCGAUUCUACCUAAUAGUAACUUUCAAUCUUGGCGAGAAUUCAUAAAAGGGCUCAAAUACGUUGUUGUUGAUGAGCUACAUAUCUAUAAGGGAACCUUUGGUAUAAAUGUGGGCUAUGUUAUGGCACGUCUUUCAAGGAUCAAAGAUAGAAUUUGCCCAGAUGAACGGGGUCUUCGAUUUGUAUCUUGUUCCGCAACUAUAAAUAAUCCUGUUCAACACUUUAAAACAAUUUGCGCAAUACCAGAGGAACUGGAAGUCAUACAUGUAUAUAACGAUGGAAGUGCCAGGUGUGAGAAAAAAAUGCUUGUGUGGAAUCCACCGGUGUUAAUGAAUAACCGUGGUGAAAGGGGCCCCAUGGACUCCAAUAGCCAAUUGAUAACAAGGGUGAGUCCUAUUUUUGAACUGGCCAGACUUUUACUUACUCUCUUGACUGAGAUGCCAAGUCUCAAGAUCAUUGUAUUUUGCCCUAUCCGGGUGGUUUCAGAAAUGAUGAUGAGGGAAGUCCGAUCACUUUUACAAAAGUCGCCUUAUUCCAAACUGGGACUAACCCAGAGCGAUAUAAUGUCGUAUCGUGGCGGAUAUAGUAAAUCUGACCGACGUAUUAUCGAAAAGAAGAUGUUUGAUGGGCAACUACGUGCUAUAAUUGCUACAAAUGCAUUGGAGUUGGGUAUAGACUUGUCCGACUUGGAUGUUGUCAUCACUUGUGGGUUCCCCAUGCUGAAACUGAAUUUGCAUCAACAAUUUGGUAGAGCAGGUAGAGGAAAAGGAGUGAGGGGAAGUUUGGUUGUGUUUGUGCCAAGUAGGUCUCCUGUAGAUCAGUACUACAUCGAACACGCUGAUGAGUUGGUAAUCAAUACCUAUGAAGAUUUGUGUGUGGAUAGCUUGCGCGACAUGGAACACGGACUGUUGAUUCUAGAAAGGCACUUGCAGUGCGCUGCUUACGAGGAUGCAAUUGAUGUGAAUAGCGACUACAAGUGGUUCACCAAGGGCCGUAGCUUCAAAGCAUUUGAAAAGAUUUUGACAGCACAUUUAGUGCAAGAUAUUGGUGACAGGUUUAUUCCAAGUUCCAAUUAUAUGCCCAAGCCAUCAAAGUUGGUCUCUAUUCGUGCCGUUGAAGAUGACAGCGUAGCUGUGGUUGAUAUAACCAAUAAUAGAAAUAUCGUCAUUGAGGAGGUCGAGCUUCUGCGAACCACAUUCACCAUUUACGAGGGAGGUAUUUUCCUACACCAAGGGCAGCCGUAUCUAGUUAAGGAAUUUAAUCACGAUCAAAGGUAUGCUAAGGUUGAAAGGGUCAAUGUUGACUGGACGACAUCACAAAGAGACUACACAGAUGUAGACCCGGAGGAGGUAGAGUUGGUCAAACCGUUGGUUCCAGAAGGAAAUGCGGUAGAUAUACCGGCGUUUUUUGGGCUUAUCAAGAUUACAAUGUUGGUAUUUGGCUUUUUCAAGGUCAAUAGGAAAGAGGAAAUUCUUGAGGUGGUUGAAGUCAACAAUCCCCCGGUCAUUGCAUAUGGCAAAGGUUGUUGGCUAAAUGUUCCUAAAGCUGCUCUUGAUAUUAUCAAAGCAAAACAACUUUCAGCAGCUGGUGGUAUCCACGCUGCUGCACAUGGAAUCAUGAAUAUGCUUCCCAUAUUCGUCAACUACUCUCAAGCUAAUGCUAAUUUGGGCGAUUUUGAAUUGGCAACCGAAUGUAAAGCUCCGACAAAAGAGUUUAAAUCUACGAAAUCAGAACGCAAAAGACCAGCUAGAUUAGUAUUUUACGAUACAAAGGGAGGCAAGAGCGGUUCAGGAUACUCUUACAAAAUAUUUGAGUGUAUUGAUGAAUUGAUAAAUUCUACAUUUCACAGAAUAAUAAAGUGUGAUUGUCAAUGGGGCUGUCCUUUAUGCAUUGUCAGCAAUGCAUGCCGUGAGCAAAUGCGUGUAAUGUCUCGCCCGGCAUCAUUAAUCAUACUAGGAUCAUUCCUAGGAUUGGAUUUGGAAAAAUUGGCUGACACGUUACCAAAUGGUCCAGAGCCAGACAUGCCACCAAUCUUGCAUGAAACUAUAGUCAACAGUAUGUCCAGUGUAAGGUUCUCGCCCAAUGUGAGAAUAUUGAAUAUAGCCACAGAAUAA
Messenger RNA from Lodderomyces margitis, 3384 nucleotides. Its product is annotated as ATP-dependent 3'-5' DNA helicase. Gene Ontology annotation, molecular function: ATP binding; nucleic acid binding. NCBI's taxonomy places the organism in Eukaryota, Fungi, Ascomycota, Pichiomycetes, Serinales, Debaryomycetaceae. The record is from RefSeq and is a predicted model, not a curated record. The transcript has a single exon. The coding region runs from base 1 to 3384 and encodes 1127 amino acids.